Molecule: messenger RNA, 1440 nt
Organism: Brugia pahangi
Lineage: Eukaryota; Metazoa; Nematoda; Chromadorea; Rhabditida; Onchocercidae
Source: the annotation of a GenBank genome assembly
AUGAAAGACGAGUUAAGUGAAGAUAUAUACAAGAUUGGAGACGAUGAUAAUGAUGAUAUUGUUGGAGAAAUAGAUGUAAUACUUUCUCGAAAUCCUAGCAAUAGCGAAUUGUAUCGUAUUCAAUACCCAAUACGCAAAGUAAAUCCAUUUGGGUGCGGUAUUGUCAAAGCACGUUACAAAAGGAAUGUUAAAAUGAUAGAAAUGAGAUUGCCAGUGGAUAAGUUGUCGAGCUCUUUCGAUAAAGGUCGUGCGGAACAUCUUGCAUUGAUUUCAGGAACAAGUUCAGGACCAUCUGCGACUAACAAUUUUCGAUUAAUGGAUGAAGAAGUAUAUGUUGGACGUAGUUUUGGAAAUGAUGCACCAGUUCAUUAUGCUGUUGGCUUUUUUAAAAAUCAAUGUUUGUAUGUAUGUCCUUUAACUGGUAGUUUUGAUAUGAAACGUUCGAUAGCCUAUCUGAAUGGUCAAGGAAAAAACAGCAUAGUUAGAACUUCUGAAGAUGACAUGUCUGAUUCGGGAGAGGAGGGAAGUUCUAAAAAUCCAUCACCAAUUCGCGUCCGGUUCAAACGACCCGAAACAGAACGACAGAAGAAGCGUCGAGAACAAUCGUCAGCUCAUCGAAGUCGUCUUAUUGAGCAAGAUCCCUGGACUCCACUAAAUAUUAAUUGCAUGGCGGAUACAGAAUCAAUAAAAUAUAGCGAAUCCUUACUUUCAAUCCCGGUUACAAUGCCUGAUUCAUGCAGAGUUCCUGAUCCUAUGCAGCUUGUUCAAGAAGCUAUUAUUGGUGAGAAAAUGAACGCACUUGAUUUGAAUGACUGCAAUCAGCUAAUAUCACUUCGACGUAUACGACAUUUGCCUGAGGUCCAGCAAGUUCGAGCCCUGAUGAUAAAAGUGCGGUGUAUAUCGACGAACGAAGCACUAGAGUAUGUUUCGAAAUGUAUUCCUCGACACUUGCUGAUAUCGCGUGUCCGUGACUGUGCACACUUGGUGUGCAAUGUUUGGGUACUGAAAAGUGAAUUGCUUUAUCCUGACGAAACAUCAGUGCUUAAGCAUGCCCGUGAUCUUGUCCUGUGUCUAUUUAGUUCUGAUCUACCUGUUAGAAGGUUGGAUUUACAAAUGGCAUUCGGCUUAAGAACUUCUGAUCUUGAUGGUAUCCUAAAAACAUUAAAUCGAGUAAUGGUGGAUGAACAUGAACGAAGCUGGAAACUGAAGCAUGAUGAUAUAGAAGAAUUUGGAAAAACCAAGGACGACUUAAAAGUGUUUAUUGAAGAAAAACGCUACUGGCACAGACGUUGGGAAGAAAUACAUCGUUAUUUAAUGGCUAGGAAAGAAAAAGCAGGAAAUAUUAUACGGCGGAAGAAACGAGUUAAUAGCAGACAGAAUGGUUCAAGUGAUAAAACCUUAAAGAAGCGAAAUAAUGUGAAAACAAUUGUGAUCGAUUGA